Messenger RNA from Symphalangus syndactylus (siamang), 2159 nucleotides. RefSeq names its product PRKR interacting protein 1 (gene PRKRIP1). Gene Ontology annotation, cellular component: nucleolus. The record is from RefSeq and is a predicted model, not a curated record. NCBI's taxonomy places the organism in Eukaryota, Metazoa, Chordata, Mammalia, Primates, Hylobatidae. Gene Ontology annotation, molecular function: protein kinase inhibitor activity; protein kinase binding; double-stranded RNA binding. Gene Ontology annotation, biological process: negative regulation of protein kinase activity.
AUACUUGCGCGCCGCCGCCGCCGCCGCUCGCUGGGGAAAUUGGAAGGCUGCCAUGGCUUGCCCAGCCGCCUCCUCGGUGCGACCGCCGAGGCCCAAGAAAGAGCCGCAGACACUCGUCAUUCCCAAGAAUGCGGCAGAGGAGCAGAAGCUCAAGCUGGAGCGGCUCAUGAAGAACCCGGACAAAGCAGUUCCAAUUCCAGAGAAAAUGAGUGAAUGGGCACCUCGACCUCCCCCAGAAUUUGUCCGAGAUGUAAUGGGUUCAAGUGCUGGGGCUGGCAGUGGAGAGUUCCAUGUGUACAGACAUCUGCGCCGGAGAGAAUACCAGCGACAGGACUACAUGGAUGCCAUGGCUGAGAAGCAAAAAUUGGAUGCAGAGUUUCAGAAGAGACUGGAAAAGAAUAAAAUUGCUGCAGAGGAGCAGACCGCAAAGCGCCGGAAGAAGCGCCAGAAGUUAAAAGAGAAGAAAUUACUGGCAAAGAAGAUGAAACUUGAACAGAAGAAACAAGAAGGACCCGGUCAGCCCAAGGAGCAGGGGUCCAGCAGCUCUGCGGAGGCAUCUGGAACAGAGGAGGAGGAGGAGGUGCCCAGUUUCACCAUGGGGCGAUGACAGUGUUUGCCACAGCCUCUGCCUGGAACCUGGCUCGUGCUGUGACCAGAAGGGAAAGGCAGCUGUUUGGCUCUUUCUCCCCCGCGAGGACCCGCUGACCCGCUGGAUGGAGAGCAAAGGAGACCCCUCCCAAGCCGCUCUCAGUCCUUCAUUUGGCAGGGUUGAGAGCCUGAGGGGCCAUCUCCCUGACACUCAGAGGCACUGCCUUGCAGACGCCAUCCGUGUUCCUGGUAAAAGGGGACAGAGAGCCUCACCUUGCCACAUAUUUGAACAGUGAUGAGUUUGGGGCUGGUUUCUGGGAAGGGAACGUUUAUUUAGUAAAGAGCAGAACACCCUUGCGUUUUGUUGGGACAUGUGGACUGUGAGUCACAAACACUCUGGAGAAGGCUGAGAUGCCACCAUUCCCACGGGGACUGAAGACUCAUUACGUGGACCUGGUCCCAGGCUCAGUGAGGAGAUGGCCUCGGCUGGGGGGCUGGUCCAUGUUGCCCACUCACUCCAGUGGGAAGUGGGGACCACGCCGCAGAGGGUCUGCUCCCACUGCAGCUUCCGGUGCUCUGGUGUUCUGGGAAGCCCUGGGUGUGUGCACAAGGAGGCCCGGGCCAGGGACUUCACCAGGGGCUGGGUCACAAGGGCACAGGGUGUGUGGAAAGCGCUGUGGGGGAAGAGCCGGUCACCGGAGAAUGAGCAGGCAGAGACUCCAAGCUGGGCUGAGCCAGAGCAGAAGUCGAGGGAUUCCCAGCCGGACCAGGGUUCUCUCACUGACAGCUGCAUUUUCAUCCCGAAGUGGAAGGGGGUCUAAACAGAACGGGCUGAUAGAGGCGGGACUGGGUCAAGUGCGUGGAGCUCCUCCUUGCAUGACUGCAACCGUAGGGGCUUUCCGCGGGCUCACAGCAGUUGGGGCCAGCAGGGAGAAGAGAGCGGAACUGCUGUGUCCUCAGGUGGCGCAGCCCCAGACUGGCAUCCAGGCACUGGGCCCGUGCAGUGAAGGCAUCUGCAGAGAGCAGGGCAGCCCGGCGCAGGGCCGUGCACCUGGAAUCCCAGCUACUCAGAAGGCCAAGGCGGGAGGACCAGUUGAGUCCAGGGAUUCAAGGCCAACCUGGGCAAUAGAGUGAUGAUGAUGAUGAACACAGAGGGCGGGGCACUGUGCUGGGAGCCAGGGGGCCUGGGAGGAGCCAAGACCAGCCUUUGACCUCGGUGUUUUGAGGCGAGAGAUGACAUCUCUCGGUGAGAGAUGACAGAGACGGUUUCUAGUUAGAGCCUUGGCUCCAUUUUUGGAUGAUUUAGCCCCGAGUUCCUGAGUCUGUUUUAUGCCCCUUACAUAACUUUGAUAGAAUUAAGGAAAUAGUGGUUUUGAGUGAAGGGAAAGGAAACCCAGAAACAUUUUACGUUGCUUUUACUUCUGUAGUGUAGAUUGCCCGGCCCCUCUCUCAGCCCUGUAGCAUCUGUGAUAGCUUCUGUCCCUUCAUUGGUUCAUGUCCCAGGGAUUUUCUUUCCCAGGAAGCGGACACAGAGAGUCAGCCCUAAUAAAUGAGCACAUGCCCUGGCUGUA